Pedinophyceae sp. YPF-701 is the source of this 606-nucleotide messenger RNA. The record is from the annotation of a GenBank genome assembly. NCBI's taxonomy places the organism in Eukaryota, Viridiplantae, Chlorophyta, Pedinophyceae.
AUGUGCAGGGCGGUGUAUUACUGCGGCCCGGAGUGCCAGAAGAAGCACUGGAAGGAGCACAGGAGCCACUGCAAGCAGGUCACUGCCAUCACUGUCGAGGGGCACACGGUCGAGGAAGUCCGCGUCCCGGCGUCGAGCGUGCCGACUGCGAAACGCGUUCCGCGCGGCUGGGUCCGCUGCCCGGUGCCGCACAUGCUCGGCGUGCCCCUAUAUAUCAAGCGUGGCCUCGGACAACUAUCGAAACAGGUCUUCCAGGAACAGGUCGUCUAUAUGAUGGUCGACCCGGUCAGCGGGUUCGCGCCGCCGGACUGGCAGGGCGGGCCGGCGAUGGGGUUCGUCGGCAAGUGCAUGCUGGCGCGCGCGGACGGCGCCGACAUGUCAAACAAGGUCUACCGCGAAUUAUUUGACUACAUAUGGUAUCUGAUGGACUUUUACACCGAGGGGCGCGGGGAGGAGGUGGCGAGGGAGAUGCUGGACCCGGAGAGCUUCGCGGAGCACGUCGCGUCGCGUCGGGGCAUGAUUCGGUACGAUUGCGAGAACGUCGACGUCGGAGACGACGCCAGCGACGACAGCGGCAGCACAAGCAGCGAGGCGGGCGGGAGCUGA